Durotheca rogersii is the source of this 525-nucleotide messenger RNA. RefSeq lists its product as uncharacterized. The coding region runs from base 83 to 430 and encodes 115 amino acids. The record is from RefSeq and is a predicted model, not a curated record. The transcript has a single exon. Lineage: Eukaryota; Fungi; Ascomycota; Sordariomycetes; Xylariales; Xylariaceae.
CCAGCUCCAACUCCGAGCGUCCCUCCGCCGUGAGGCGCGCUUCGGCGAGAAGGAUUCCCUUGGGCUGUUGGUCUGCGCUGGUAUGUCUGCGUCGCUUGGGGCGCUCGUGGUGUCGUGGACCUUUUGCGUGCUCGAAACGCUAGAACGGAGGACUAGACUACGUUGGGGUGGGGGGGGGGGACGAGACGGACGGUGCUGCGGCUGUGGGGACGCUCCGUGCGGACGACUAGCGAGGUGUUUAGUCAAGGGGGCAGGCAUUAUUUACCCGAGAGACCAGGGCCGAAGUAAGAAACUAGGUAGACGGGCAAGAGUCGGCGGUUGGUGUGUGUACAUACAUUGCACUCGGUGUCUACGGAUCGGAGGACCGUUUGGCCCGAGGCAUGGUGCUAGGUUUCCGAGGCUAGGAAGAGGUAGGAUAGAGAAGGCGUAGCACUUGUGGUAGAUGCCCGGGCUACGAGCCGGAUCUAGUUUCAUAGGCAGCCCUAGCUAGAGGUGGUUCCGUAAUGAACCACGAAGACAAGAUAU